GGAGGGAGGGAAGUUGAAAUCACAGUGGGUCAUAAGAUCUGCUGUAAAUUUUCAGGGAAGGGCUGAAAAUCGAGCUUUGCUCUUUGGUUUUGAUUCGUUUGGGGGACUACGCUUUUGUUGAGCUCUCCCUUUCUUUCUUUCUUUCUUUCUUUGCUGCUGGGCUUUUAGGGCACUAAAAAAAGGAAGAAUUAUGUGGAGGCUCGCUCGAUCUGCGGCGGCAAACCUCCGCCGCUCGCCUCGGCGGUUCUCCACGGCCAUCCCCGGCCCCUGCAUCGUUCACAAGCGCGGCGCCGAUAUUCUUCACGAUCCCUGGUUCAACAAGGAUACGGCCUUCCCUAUAACAGAAAGAGAUCGGCUUGGACUCCGUGGUCUGCUUCCUCCGCGUGUUAUAUCAUUUGAGCACCAACAUGAUCGUUUCAUGGAGUCUUAUCGAUCGCUUGAAAGAAAUACUAAAGGACAUCCAGAUGGUUUUGUGUCAUUGGCUAAAUGGAGGAUCUUGAAUAGACUUCAUGAUAGAAAUGAGACAUUAUACUACAGAGUCCUUAUUGAUAACAUUGAAGAUUUUGCUCCAAUAAUUUAUACUCCUACAGUUGGACUGGUUUGUCAAAACUAUUCAGGGCUGUUUAGACGCCCACGAGGAAUGUACUUUAGUGCAAAAGAUAAAGGAGAGAUGAUGUCCAUGAUCUAUAAUUGGCCCGCUCAGAAGGUUGACAUGAUUGUCUUGACAGAUGGCAGUCGCAUUCUUGGUCUAGGGGAUCUUGGAGUCCAGGGAAUUGGAAUACCCAUUGGAAAGCUUGACGUGUAUGUUGCUGCUGCUGGUAUAAACCCACAGAGAAUACUUCCUAUUAUGCUUGAUGUCGGUACCAACAAUGAGAAACUUCUUCAAGACCCUCUUUAUUUAGGAUUGAGACAACCUCGCUUGGAAGGAGAGGAGUAUCUAUCGAUUGUUGAUGAAUUUAUGGAGGCAGUUCAUGAACGUUGGCCAAAGGCUAUUGUACAGUUUGAGGACUUCCAAAUGAAGUGGGCUUUUGAAACAUUGCAACGCUAUCGGAAAAAGUUCUGCAUGUUCAAUGAUGACAUACAGGGAACUGCUGGUGUUGCUCUGGCAGGACUACUGGGAACUGUUAGGGCACAAGGUCUGCCGUUGACUGACUUUGUGAACCAAAAGAUAGUUGUUGUUGGAGCUGGAAGUGCAGGGCUUGGUGUCCUUAACAUGGCUAAACAGGCUGUUUCAAGAAUGGUUGGAGGAGAAGCACAUCCUCACUUUUUCCUUCUAGAUAAAGAUGGUCUUAUCACAAGGGCGAGGAAGGAUAUUGAUCCAUCAGCCGCACCAUUUGCUAAAACCCCUGGAGAGAUUGAGGGACUAGGACUUAAGGAAGGAGCAAGUCUCAUUGAAGUGGUUAAGAAAGUCAAGCCUGAUGUGCUUCUUGGUUUAUCUGGAGUUGGUGGUAUCUUCAAUGAGGAGGUCCUUAAGGCCAUGCAAGAGUCAGAUUCUGCUAAGCCUGCCAUUUUUGCAAUGUCAAAUCCAACAAUGAAUGCUGAAUGUACUGCUGUUGAUGCCUUCAAGCAUGCUGGAGAAAAAAUAGUUUUUGCCAGUGGGAGCCCUUUCAAAAAUGUUGACCUUGGGAAUGGAAAAGUGGGCCAUGUAAAUCAAGCAAAUAACAUGUAUCUGUUUCCUGGGAUAGGUUUAGGAGCUCUUGUCUCAGGUGCUCGUGUUAUUUCAGAUGGGAUGUUGCAAGCAGCUGCUGAAUGCCUUGCUUCAUACAUAACAGAAGAAGAAAUCCAGAGGGGUAUUCUGUAUCCAUCAGUUAAAAGCAUUCGAGAUAUAACAGCACAGAUAGGCACUGCUGUCUGUAGAGCAGCCGUCGCUGAAGAACUGGCAGAAGGGCGUUGUGAGGUGGGACCUAAAGAGCUCAUGCAUAUGUCAAAAGAGGAGACAGUGGAAUAUGUGAAAAGCAGCAUGUGGUAUCCCAUUUACAGUCCCCUUGUUCAUGAAAAAUAGAAACAUGUUCCUGGGCGAAUAUCACUCUUUUCUGCAGGCUCUUGUCCCAACACUGUUCGGCCCAAUAUUAGACCAUAAUAAUUUUAGAUUCGUGGUUAAAUUUUUAUGCUACAUUUAAAGCCUUCGAAAUAGUAAAAGGGCCCAAACAGUAUUGCUUUGCUGGAGGAAGGAGAACAGAGCAGAGCAGUGCAGGAACUGAAAAAUGUGUUGUUUCGUGUAGGCUUUUGCCUGAAUGCAAUGCUUAUUGAUGUAAUGUUGUUGA
Messenger RNA from Diospyros lotus (date-plum), 2264 nucleotides. Its product is annotated as NAD-dependent malic enzyme 59 kDa isoform, mitochondrial. Gene Ontology annotation, biological process: malate metabolic process; pyruvate metabolic process. Lineage: Eukaryota; Viridiplantae; Streptophyta; Magnoliopsida; Ericales; Ebenaceae. Gene Ontology annotation, molecular function: NAD binding; malate dehydrogenase (decarboxylating) (NAD+) activity. Gene Ontology annotation, cellular component: mitochondrion. The coding region runs from base 191 to 2002 and encodes 603 amino acids. The record is from RefSeq and is a predicted model, not a curated record. The transcript has 19 exons.